UUAACAAUCUUCGCGGAACUUCUGGGUUUUCUGCACAUUCGCUAAUGCCACAGUGCUGCGGAGGGAACAUCUGCUUAGUGCGCACAUACAAAUCAGCCGUAACACCGGAACACGUGAUUUAUGAUUUUGGAACUUCCUCGGUUUUGCAGGCAACCUUUGCAUCCCCCAGCGAUUAUUAUUAUUAUUAUUAUUAUUAACAAGAGCAAACACUGUUGCCUCAGAGAGGAGCGGCCCUAAUUUAUACAGUGGCCACGUUAACGACACAGACUGAGAUUUAUGACAGAAAUGGCAACUUUCUCAAUGUCCGUGUCCGUUGUGACAGAAGCUGGACUCAGCUGUGUUGUUUUCCCCGCCGCUCAGUUCAGAACGACGCCCGUGGCUCGUUUCACAGGUGACCGUUUCCCACGUUGCUUAUAUCAACGGACACGGGUUGAUUAAUAGCAAACAUAAUCCAUCCAGAGCGCGCGCGAGGCUGUUGCAUAACCACACUCCGCGUGCGGCCACAUCUAUAAAUGAGAGGGAAACGACCAAGGUGAGCGCAUUUGGAGCCUGGACCUCAAAGUGUGCACGGCUCAAGAUGGAUAAAGGCUGGUGGAAACUGACCCUCGCUCUUCUGGUUCUGCUGGUCAGCAAGUAUGCAGAAGCCUCCUUUUCAUACCACAUGGAAGACUUCAUCAGGGCUGUAAAGCAGAUAGAAGAUGAGGACCCUGGCUCAGAUCCAGCUACUGUGUUGAAGAGGUUGCGCAGAGCAGCUGGCCUAAAUGAUGCCUUCAUCCGACACUUCCUUCCAGACGCUCAAGCUGCUUCUGAAAUGCCUGCUAACCUCUCUGAAUACUUUCGCAAGGCUGUGCAUCACAGGGUGCUGGAAGAUUUCAAAGAAGAAGGCGUGGUUCUGACCCCAGACGGUACCACAGUAACCGUCGCACCGCUCCUCUUGGGCAUCGAAGCGGGCCUCCUCAAGACUAAACGUCAAGCUCACUUCCAUCUCACUUUUGCCAAAGAUCUUGAUGUUUCUUUCAGACGUCAUUCUUCGGGCACACAUCUCCUCGGGCCUGAUGGAUGCUGGAACAACGUAACGUCUCCUCAAGUCUUCACGCUCUCCGGCAAACCAAAUCUGCUCACAACAGCUCAGAUCAAUGGAAGAAUGGACGGCAUGAUAUUGGGGACGGAGAUUUCAGCCAAUUCCAGACGUCUUCUCAAGCUCAGCAGUCUGUUGAAGGAGUACUAUAGCCACCGACUGGACGGGAAGGGAAUGGACAGUGCCCCACGUCUCAUCAGUCAACGUCGCAGGGAGAACUUCCAACUUUUGGUCUUCCCUUCUCCCCUGAUGAAAAAGACGAUGACGACCGUGGAACUGCAACAAAGGCUAACAGGACAACCAGAGAUGAAGUUGGAGACUAAGAGGAAGCUGCGGGCUGUGGUGAGAAAGGCAAUGAAAGAGUUUGUUCAGAUGUACCUGGAUUGCCCGCCCAUCAUUUCUCGAUGUACGUGGGGCGCUGAGCCGUACAGAGGAACACCCACCUACCUCUCCUUGCCUCUGCCCUUCUUGUUCAUCCAUCACACCGACACACCAAGCGAGCCUUGCUUGACCUUUGAGAAAUGCUCUGCGGACAUGCGAGCAAUGCAGCGCUACCACCAAGAAGACAGAGGCUGGGAUGACAUUGGAUAUAGCUUUGUUGCUGGCUCUGACGGGUACAUCUACGAGGGCCGGGGCUGGGACAUCCAGGGAGCCCACACCUCCGGACAAAACUCUAGAGGCUACGGCGUGUCCUUUAUUGGGAACUACCAAACCAAUCUGCCGUCUCAGCAUGCCAUGAGUCUGGUGAGAGAUCAGCUGGCAGCCUGUGCAGUAGACAGAGGUGGACUAGUGUCCUCCUACACCCUGAAAGGGCACAGAGAUGUGGUGAGCACAACCUGUCCAGGAGACGCCUUCUACAAAGAAAUCAGUGGCUGGGAACACUUUGGGUAAGUCAAGACACAAAAACCAUGAGCUUGGGAAGGUGAAGAAUGAAGACAAAAGAAACAUACAAUAAAGAGUUUUUCUGCUCCUAUUAAUCAUGUAA
Molecule: messenger RNA, 2063 nt
Organism: Xiphophorus hellerii (green swordtail)
Lineage: Eukaryota; Metazoa; Chordata; Actinopteri; Cyprinodontiformes; Poeciliidae
Gene: pglyrp6
Product: peptidoglycan recognition protein 6
Exons: 5
Coding region: 578-1969 (463 amino acids)
Biological process (GO): peptidoglycan catabolic process
Molecular function (GO): N-acetylmuramoyl-L-alanine amidase activity; zinc ion binding
Source: RefSeq, a predicted model, not a curated record